Aspergillus japonicus CBS 114.51 is the source of this 900-nucleotide messenger RNA. RefSeq lists its product as uncharacterized. The record is from RefSeq and is a predicted model, not a curated record. The transcript is spliced from 2 exons. The coding region runs from base 1 to 900 and encodes 299 amino acids. Lineage: Eukaryota; Fungi; Ascomycota; Eurotiomycetes; Eurotiales; Aspergillaceae.
AUGUCGAGUCCGUACUGGAACGCUAUGCUGCAGGCUUCUCGGGCUUUUCAGGCUCGUCAGGCUCUUCGAGCUCCUCAAGCUCCUCAAGCCCAGCAGCCACGGCAAGCUCCUGUUCUCCAGGCGCCCGCACAGGCUGAACAGCAUGUACAGCUCCAGCAGGUUCCGCAGGAUACAAUGCUGCUUAUGGUAAAGGACGGUGAAGACGCCGCAGCAGAGAACGGGGGGCAGGAUGAACAAGACGAGCAGGACGAAGAAGACGGGCACGAUGAGCAGGACAUGCAGGAUGGACAAGACGGGCACGAUGGACCAGACGGGCACGAUGAACCAGACGGGCAAGACGGACAGGAGGCUGAUGCUCCGCAUGAGCCAGAUGAUGAAAAUGUACCGCCGCCGCCGCCACCCGGGGAAGACUCGAAAGAGGAGGCCCGGUCGUUGAUCUGGAUCGACCAGAUAAUCCGGGAAGACGGGACUGUCUUCCCCGAGUCGGAAGUAGACUCGAUGUUCCAGCGCCCCGGACACCCCGAAUACAUGGUGAGCUGGAUGGAGGUCGGUUCGGCAACCGUCUGCCCGGUUGUGUACUGGGUCCAGCACCCAUACCCCGACUGGGACGCGGCGCCGGUCGAGGCGCUGGACCUGGAGUUCCGCCGGGUGCGGGCCUUGUAUCCCCCUAACGUGACUCUCCACGGCAUGAUUUUCCGGGGCCGCUGGGCUCGUCUAUACCGCGAGUUGAGGCCCUGGGCGGUCGGCGUCGACGCCCCAAUCCGCAACACCCUGGUGGUCCAGGAGAGCAUGGAGCUCAAUAUGAAGGAGGAGGCCGGGGUGCGGCACUUUGCUGCCUGGAGGUACUCCCUCCCUGAAAACGCCCUCCGGGAGUGGAAUGACUUUUCCGUGAUCUAUUGA